This is a messenger RNA of Thunnus maccoyii (southern bluefin tuna), 1807 nucleotides long. Its product is annotated as zinc finger protein 501-like. Bases 37 to 1509 code for a protein of 490 amino acids. NCBI's taxonomy places the organism in Eukaryota, Metazoa, Chordata, Actinopteri, Scombriformes, Scombridae. The transcript has 2 exons. Gene Ontology annotation, molecular function: RNA polymerase II cis-regulatory region sequence-specific DNA binding; DNA-binding transcription factor activity, RNA polymerase II-specific. The record is from RefSeq and is a predicted model, not a curated record. Gene Ontology annotation, biological process: regulation of transcription by RNA polymerase II.
ACAGUUUUACAGAGGUCUCUUUAACAGUGGUAGUCCAUGAGGAAAAUGCUUUUUGAACCGCACAGGGAUUUUUCGCUGCAAUACCACGAGUGGCCACUGGAAAAAUUGGCUGCAAGGCUGAAACACGGAGGUGAUAAAAAAUGGCAAAGACACACAGUCCGUCAGAGAGGAGAGCUGUUGGAGGUAAACGACAGGGAGCCCUACAAGAGCGGAAUGGAGGAGAACCAGAACCUGGAGCACCGCACCGACAUCUCCGUUAAAAGGGAAGAAUUAGGCUCACCUUCUGCUAUCACCGAUAAACAGAAACAAACAAGAAAAAAGGGACUCAAACAUCACUGCUGUCAGCACUGUGAAAAAGCCUUCACGACAUCAGGAUAUUUAAAGAUUCAUCAGAAAGUUCACACAGGAAAAAAUCUUCACAGCUGUGAACAGUGUGGGAAAACUUUCACUAAAGACAUUAAUCUAAAAAUCCACAAACGUAUUCACACUGGAGAGAAGCCGUACAUCUGUGACCAGUGUGGGAGAGCUUUCACUAGAUGCAGUAAUCUUAAAAUCCACCAACGCAUUCACACUGGAGAGAAGCCGUACAGCUGUGAGCAGUGUGGGAAAACUUUCACUCAAGACAGUAGUCUAAAAAGCCACCAACGUUUUCACACUGGAGAGAAGCCGUACUGGUGUGAGCAGUGUGGGAGAGCUUUCACUACAGACAGUAGUCUAAAAACCCACCAACGCAUUCACACUGGAGAGAAGCCGUACAGCUGUGACCAAUGUGGGAGAGCUUUCACUACAGGCAGUAGUCUAAAAACCCACCAACGCAUUCACACUGGAGAGAAGCCAUACUGGUGUGAACAGUGUGGGAAAACUUUCACUACAGACAGUACUUUAAAAAGCCACCAACGCAUUCACACUGGAGAGAAGCCGUACAGCUGUGAGGAGUGUGGGAAAACUUUCACUGAAGACAGUAAUCUAAAAGUCCACCAACGCAUUCACACUGGAGAGAAGCCGUACAGGUGUGAGCAGUGUGGGAAAACUUUCACUACAGACAGAAAUGUAAAAAUCCACCAACGCAUUCACACUGGAGAGAGGCCUUACAGCUGUGAGCAAUGUGGGAAAACUUUCACCAGAGACAGUAAUCUGAAAAGUCACCAACGCAUUCACACUGGAGAAAAGCCGUACAGCUGUGAGCAGUGUGGGAAAACGUUCACUCAAGACAGUACUCUAAAAAGCCACCAACGCAUUCACACUGGAGAGAAGCCGUACUGGUGUGAGCAGUGUGGGAGAACUUUCACUCAAGACAGUGCACUAAAAAGCCACCAACACACUCACACUGGAGAGAAGCCAUACUGGUGUGAGCAAUGUGGGAAAACUUUCACUCAAGAAAGUAAUCUAAAAAUCCACAAACGCAUUCACACUGGAGAGAAGCCGUACAGGUGUGAGCAGUGUGGGAAAACUUUUACUUGGGCCAGUUCCUUAAAAAUCCACCAACGCAGUCACUCAGCAUUGUGUUGAACAUGUUUUAGAGGCAUGUGAGCGAUGUCCCUCUGCCUCCUCUCCAUGCCUUUAAUAACAGCGUUGUUCUAUCCUGAGCUUCUCUACAAACUGAGGGCUGCCAACUGUAAGUUUAGAAUCAACAUGUAUGCCCUUAGUGGCUCACCUGACCAAAUUUUAAGCUCAGUGAUUGGUCGUAGUUCAUUUCUACCCUUAAAGUUUUGUUUUACAGUUUCAUGUUCAUCCAAGUCGUAGAAGUGCACAAAGUGUGAGCGAUGUAACACUGUCAAUGGGAAAAAAUGAAAAGCAUUUAAAGAAA